Saxophila tyrrhenica is the source of this 1257-nucleotide messenger RNA. It is a transcript of the gene AZF1, whose product is annotated as DNA-binding transcription factor. Gene Ontology annotation, molecular function: RNA polymerase II cis-regulatory region sequence-specific DNA binding; DNA-binding transcription factor activity, RNA polymerase II-specific. Gene Ontology annotation, cellular component: nucleus. The coding region runs from base 1 to 1257 and encodes 418 amino acids. The transcript has a single exon. NCBI's taxonomy places the organism in Eukaryota, Fungi, Ascomycota, Dothideomycetes, Mycosphaerellales, Extremaceae. The record is from RefSeq and is a predicted model, not a curated record. Gene Ontology annotation, biological process: regulation of transcription by RNA polymerase II.
AUGGACAUGACUACAACACUACCUGCUCACCAUCCGAGCAGCCUACUCCAGCGCAGAUUCAGCCAAGCGCAAUACCAAACCGCCGACAUGACAGAAUUAUUCAAUCUGAACUUUCGGCCGAACCCUUUGAACACCACACCAGGACAUGAGUCAGUGCAAACAUAUCAGCGGACGCAACAGCAAUAUCCCUCUCAGCUACGAACGCAGUCGCAACAGCAACAUCAAGCGCAGACCCAGCCAGCACAAACGCCGCAGCAACCAUUAGCAGCUAACGAUGGCUUCGUGAACCUUGCUGCCGUCGACGGAUCUGCGAGUGGCCUCAACAACGCCUUCACGAACCCCUACGAUCUAUCCACAACUUUCAAUGGAGCCAACUUUGGCUCGUUGUCUUGGGCUGCUCCGGCGCAGUCGUUCGGAGCCAUGCCAGCCAACCUGCUGCGUGCUGAUACUAGCUCAAGCUUAGACUCUGAGCCAUACAUCAAGAUGGAGGAGCCUUCGCCCUUACAGCCUCCUCCGCUUGUCUUUGAUGUGGACUCGCCAUCCUCGCGGAGCUCAUCUGAAGCCUCGGACGAAAGCAAGCCGGCCGUCUUCUCCACCGAGAUCGAUACACUUAUGCGGGCCAUCCAGUCGAAGUCAGAUUCGAAAGACCACAAGCCAACACCCAAAUCCCGAACCACCAAUCCACGAUCGAAACGAUACUUCUGCAACCUCCCGGGCUGCGACAAAUCCUUCUACCAAAAAACACACCUCGAAAUCCACACCCGAGCCCACACAGGCGUCAAACCCUUCCUCUGCUCCGAGCCCUCCUGCGGCCAACGCUUCAGCCAACUCGGCAACCUCAAGACCCACGAGCGCCGACACACCGGCGAACGCCCGUACAAAUGCAACACCUGCGGCAAGAUGUUCGCGCAACACGGCAACGUCCGCGCCCACAAGAUCAUCCACGGCGGGCAGAAGCCUUUCCUCUGCAAACUCGACGAUUGCAAUAAGCAGUUCACGCAGCUGGGGAAUCUGAAGUCGCAUCAGAACAAAUUCCAUGUGGAGACGAUACGCCGGCUGAAAGAGCGGUUUGAGAAUCUGAGGGAUGGGGAUGUCGUGCAGACGUGGGAGAAGGAGUUGUGGGAGUAUUUUGGGGGUUUGUAUAAGAAUUGUAACAAGGGGAUUAAGGGACGGGGGAAGGAUAGGAAGAUCAGUGGUAGGUCGUCUGGGCUGGCGCAAAGGAGGGACAGCAUUGCUAGUUCUUCUGGGAGUGGAUGA